GAAGCGGCUUGCUUCGAGGCGUCUGCCAUUUGUUUUUUUCUUCAGUGGUAAAGAUUAUUGAUUUUAGGAUAUUGCAAAUAACUUGACUACAGUGUUUUGUGGAAAUGGCACGUUCGAAAAAUCGUUCCGAUUCAGAGGAAUCGGAAAAGGCCGACAAGAAGCAGCGCGGUCGCGAAAAGGAGCGUAAAAAACGUAGCUCCAGCAGUAGCGAUAGCAGCGCAAGCUCAUCCGGCAGCAGCUCGUCCCGUAGUAGUUCCGGCUCUCGUUCGAGCUCUUCCAGCAGCAGCUCAUCAUCGUCCAGCUCUUCGUCUUCCUCCAGCAGCGAAGCCGAUCGUUCCCGUACCAAGCGUAAAACGAACACCCGCUCUCGUUCGCGCAGCAAGAGUCCCGCGGAACCGGCCCAAAACUGGGAUAAACAAUCGGCCGCCACUGCAAAGGAACCGGCCGCUGCAAAAGGUACGAGUGUACGCUCGAAGUCGAAGGAUCGGUCCGAUCGUCGUAGCUCGGAACCGCGCGACAAUGACAAAGAAAACAAGCAAGGUCGGGCCGCAUCGGUUGAUAAAUCGAACAAAGAUUCACGUAGCCGUCGUUCCCGCUCCGGUUCGUCGAAACGGAAGCGACGCGAACGUUCCGUUACACCGCGCCCGAUACGCAUCCACAUUGGGCGGUUAACGCGCAACGUUAAUCGGGAUCAUAUAAUGGAAAUUUUCAGCUCGUACGGUGAGAUACGGCAUGUGGAUUUUCCGAUGAAUCGGUUCCAAACGUUUGGCCGUGGGUUCUGCUAUGUGGAGUACGUCGAUCCGGACGGUGCAGAAAAUGCGAUGAAAAACAUGGACGGUGGACAAAUCGAUGGGCAAGAAAUAACGGCUUCACCGGUGUUGGUGCCGAAAACGCGACCCCCGCCCAGGCGUCCGUCACCGAUUAUGCGCAACAAUCGGCCUAUGCCGCGCUGGCGAGCAUCGCCGAUGCGUUACCGGCGUCGUCCAUCGAUUCGGCGCAGUCCGAGACGCAGACGUUCCCGUAGUCCGGUGCGAAGACGCCGCGCGAGUAACAGUUCGGACAGUUCGCGUUAG
Messenger RNA from Anopheles maculipalpis, 1073 nucleotides. It is a transcript of the gene RnpS1, whose product is annotated as RNA-binding protein with serine-rich domain 1. Bases 105 to 1073 code for a protein of 322 amino acids. Gene Ontology annotation, molecular function: RNA binding. NCBI's taxonomy places the organism in Eukaryota, Metazoa, Arthropoda, Insecta, Diptera, Culicidae. The transcript has 3 exons. Gene Ontology annotation, cellular component: nucleoplasm; ASAP complex; cytoplasm. The record is from RefSeq and is a predicted model, not a curated record. Gene Ontology annotation, biological process: mRNA splicing, via spliceosome.